AUGGGUCUAAAGAGUGAAAGAGGAGAAACACCAGCCAAGCGGCAGAAGAAGAAAAAUGACGCUAAAACUUCAACACCUAAACUUGCAGAGAAAAGGAGGACAACAAUGAAUACACCAAAAGGAGCGUCCUUGAAAGAAUUAGAAACUAGUGUUACACAUUCCCCAACAUUAAGGAAGACAACAACUGAGGAGAUGAAGGCUAAAGUGAUGUUUACUGGAGUGGUAGAUGAACAGGGAGAAAAGAUUGUAAAAGAAUUAGGUGGAGACCUUGUGAGCUCUGUAACUGAGUGUACUCAUCUGGUGACAGACCAGGUGAGAAGAACAGUUAAGUUUCUAUGUUGUUUGUCACGAGGGAUACCUAUUGUGUCACCACAGUGGCUAGUUUCAAGCAAAGCAAGUGGUUUCUUUCUUGAUCCAUUAAAUUUUCUGGUGAAAGAUGAAGCAUCAGAGAGGAAAUACAAGUUCAGUUUAGAACAUUCCAUAGAGAAGGCAGCUAAGGAGCCAGUGUUCACUUCUUUCACUUUUAAAAUUACAAAAUCUGUGAAACCAGAACCACAGCACAUGAAAGAUAUUUUAAAGUGUGCGGGUGCAUUGAAGUUUAUAGAUAAGAUGCCCAAUAGUCCUGCGUCUCCACUGACUGUAGUUAUCUCAUGUUCUGAUGAUCAAGACGAGUGUGAACCAGCAUAUAAAGUGGGAAUACCAGUAGUGACAGCCGAAUUUGUACUAACUGGAAUACUUAGACAAAAAGCAGAUAUAAAUUUAUUUAUGCUGGAGAAGAAGGGAAAUGGAAACAAUAAACAGGCAUCUAGUCAGGAGACAUCAAAGAAGAGGAAAAGAUGAAAUUAACUUAAACUUUUCACACUAUAUGUUCUGUAAUGUGAAAACAGUCAAUACACAAGACAUGAAAACAUUGGUGCAUUUGCAGGGAAUCGAUAUUAAAACUUGAUGAGUACUGUACCUGUAACAUGUGUUUUUAUUUACAUUAUACAAAAUGAGAAACUGUUACAAUAAAAUGGUUUUAAAAUGUUACUAUAUUGACAGUUAUACAGGAGAAUAUUAUAAAAGGUUGCUGCAUAAGUAACAUGGUAUUGAAUCAAUUAAACAUGUUGGAAACAUGAUAGGAGUAUGUUGCAAGAGGAAAUAACCAUUUAUUGCACUAUUUUUCUAUGGGACCAGAUCAAAUGUUUAGACUGAAAGUGUUCUAAAUAUCAGCACAAAAUUGAACACUUUUGACAAUCUGUCAGGAACAUUCUGGACAGAAUGACUUUGUGCCUUACAGCAGGGAAUUCAUUGUAACUUUUAUUACACACCACUAGUAUAUAUUUCAUACUGCAUUAAAAC
This is a messenger RNA of Ruditapes philippinarum (Manila clam), 1341 nucleotides long. Its product is annotated as mediator of DNA damage checkpoint protein 1-like. The record is from RefSeq and is a predicted model, not a curated record. The coding region runs from base 1 to 840 and encodes 279 amino acids. The transcript has 9 exons. Gene Ontology annotation, biological process: positive regulation of transcription initiation by RNA polymerase II. Gene Ontology annotation, cellular component: nucleus. NCBI's taxonomy places the organism in Eukaryota, Metazoa, Mollusca, Bivalvia, Venerida, Veneridae.